This is a messenger RNA of Chrysochloris asiatica (Cape golden mole), 1536 nucleotides long. Its product is annotated as steroid 17-alpha-hydroxylase/17,20 lyase-like. NCBI's taxonomy places the organism in Eukaryota, Metazoa, Chordata, Mammalia, Afrosoricida, Chrysochloridae. The record is from RefSeq and is a predicted model, not a curated record. Gene Ontology annotation, molecular function: iron ion binding; heme binding; steroid 17-alpha-monooxygenase activity. Gene Ontology annotation, biological process: hormone biosynthetic process; progesterone metabolic process. The transcript has 8 exons. The coding region runs from base 1 to 1536 and encodes 511 amino acids.
AUGUGGGAGCUCCUAGCUGUCUUACUGCUCACCCUAACUUACUACUUUUGGCCCAAGGUAAGGCGCUCUGGUGUCAAGUACCCCACGAGCCUCCCAUUCCUGCCCCUGGUGGGCAGCCUGCCUUUCCUCCCUAGGCAUGGACAUCCUCACAUCAACUUCUUCAAGCUGCAGAAAAAAUAUGGCCCCAUCUAUUCGCUUCGUCUGGGAGCCAAGACUACAGUAGUUGUGGGCCAUCACCAGCUGGCCAAGGAGGUGCUCAUCAAGAAAGGCAGAGAAUUCUCUGGGCGGCCUCAUGUGACGACUCUGGCCAUCCUGUCAGAUAACCAAAAGGGGAUCGCCUUCGCUGAUAAUGGUCCCCAAUGGCAGCUGCAUCGGAAGCUGGUGCAGGCUGCCUUUGCCCUGUUCAAGGAUGGCCACCAGAGGCUAGAGAAGAUGAUACUUCAGGAAAUCAGCUUGUUAUGUGAUUUCCUGGCAACUCAAGAUGGACAGUCCGUAGAUCUGGACUUGCCUGUCUUCCUGGCCGUGACCAACAUAAUCUCCAUGUUCUGCUUCAACUUUUCCUACAAGCAUGAUGAUCCUGAUCUGAAGAUCAUACAUGAUUACAAUAAAAGCAUCUUGGAUACUCUGGGCAGUGGAGGUCUGGUGGACAUCUUUCCCUGGAUGAAGAUUUUCCCCAACAAACCACUGGAAAUAAUGAGGAAUGCUGUCAAGUUACGAAAUGAACUGUUGAAGAAAAUUCUAGCAAAAUACAAGGAAAAAUUCAGCAGUGACUCUAUCAACAACUUGUUGGAUAUACUGAUCCAAGCCAAGAUGAACUCAGAAAAUAACAACGAUAGUCCACACCAGGAUUCAAGGCUGCUUUCAGAUGAACACAUUCUUACCACUGUCGGGGACAUCUUUGGUGCUGGUGUGGAGACCACCACCUCUGUGAUGAAGUGGACUGUGGCCUUCUUGCUGCACGACCCCCAGCUGAAGAAGAAGAUUCAGAAGGAGAUUGACCAGAAUAUAGGUUUUAGUCGCACACCAACUAUCAGUGAUCGGAACCACCUUGUCCUGCUGGAGGCCACCAUCCGAGAGGUGCUUCGCAUUCGACCUGUAGCCCCUCUCCUCAUCCCCCACAAGGCUUCCACUGACUCCAGCAUUGGCGAAUUUGCCAUUGAUGAAGGCACAGACAUUCUCAUCAAUUUGUGGGCAAUACAUCACAAUGAGAAGGAGUGGCACCGGCCGGACCAGUUCAUUCCUGAGCGCUUCUUGGACCCAACGGGGAGCCAGCUCAUCUCACCAACCAUGAGCUACUUGCCCUUUGGAGCUGGACCCCGUUCCUGCGUAGGUGAGAUCCUAGCCCGCCAGGAGCUCUUCCUCUUCCUGUCCUGGGUAUUGCAGAGGUUCGACCUGGAAUUGCCGGAUGAUGGGCAGCUGCCCUCUCUGGAGGGCAAUCCUAAGGUGGUCUUUAUGAUCGACUCCUUCAAAGUGAAGAUCAAGGUGCGCCAGGCUUGGAAGGAAGCCCACUCUGAGACUGUGUCAAGCGCCCCAUGA